AUGCAAGCCUCGCGCUCACUCUUCCAAUCUGCAUUCAAAGACCCCACACAGAAGACAGCCCGCGGUGUAUCCAAAUCCCGUCCAUUCUUGAACGUCUGGGCUCCUAGUCCUUCAGUACAACAAUAUCAAUUCCACACCGCAGCAAAACUAAGAAACAUGGCAUCAGCAACUUCCUUUUACGAUUUCAAGCCUAUUGACAAGAGGGGUCAACCUGUACCACUUGCAGACCACAAGGGAAAGGUCGUUCUGGUUGUCAACGUUGCGUCCAAAUGUGGCUUCACUCCGCAAUACGAGGGGCUUGAGAAGAUCUACAAAGAUAUAAAGGCGAAGCACGGUGAUGAUUUUACCAUCCUCGGUUUCCCAUGCAACCAGUUCGGUGGGCAAGAGCCAGGAAGCGAUGAAGAGGUCCAGUCUUUCUGCCAGCUCAACUAUGGUGUCACUUUCCCAAUCAUGGGCAAGAGCGACGUAAAUGGAGAUAAUGCCAAUCCUCUGUACGAGUGGCUGAAGAAGGAACAACCUGGAUUGUUGGGCAUGAAGAGGAUCAAGUGGAAUUUUGAGAAGUUCUUGAUCGGUCGUGAUGGAAAGGUUGCUGGACGAUGGGCGAGCACGACAAAGCCGGAGGCCUUGGAGAAGCCUAUCUUGGAGGAGUUGGCCAAACCUGCGCCUGCCUAA
Glarea lozoyensis ATCC 20868 is the source of this 672-nucleotide messenger RNA. Its product is annotated as Thioredoxin-like protein. The coding region runs from base 1 to 672 and encodes 223 amino acids. Gene Ontology annotation, molecular function: glutathione peroxidase activity. Gene Ontology annotation, biological process: response to oxidative stress. The record is from RefSeq and is a predicted model, not a curated record. Lineage: Eukaryota; Fungi; Ascomycota; Leotiomycetes; Helotiales; Helotiaceae. The transcript has 2 exons.